Messenger RNA from Phytophthora nicotianae INRA-310, 255 nucleotides. RefSeq lists its product as hypothetical. NCBI's taxonomy places the organism in Eukaryota, Oomycota, Peronosporomycetes, Peronosporales, Peronosporaceae. The transcript has 3 exons. Bases 1 to 255 code for a protein of 84 amino acids. The record is from RefSeq and is a predicted model, not a curated record.
AUGAAAGGGGGCAUUUUGCCCCCAUUCGUGGGUGACACGAGUGAUACUCAAGGAUACGCCCUCCAAAGGGGGCAAAAUGCCCCCAUUGACCAGGAAAGGGUAAACAAUUUUGAGCUGAUGAUUAACAAGUUCUUACAGGUCAAGCCUGGGGAACAAUUGGGAACGACGAGCUGCCAACUUACUCACAAGGCCAAGCACACGUCUACAGUACUAUGUUCUGGAAACGACUGGAUGGAUAAAGCGUUAGACAAUUGA